Molecule: messenger RNA, 962 nt
Organism: Athene cunicularia (burrowing owl)
Lineage: Eukaryota; Metazoa; Chordata; Aves; Strigiformes; Strigidae
Gene: CMTM8
Product: CKLF like MARVEL transmembrane domain containing 8
Exons: 4
Coding region: 132-521 (129 amino acids)
Biological process (GO): myelination
Cellular component (GO): membrane
Molecular function (GO): structural constituent of myelin sheath
Source: RefSeq, a predicted model, not a curated record
AGGAGCAGCCGCCGCGCCCUCGCUCCCACACGGUCACCACCACCAGCAGCUCCUUCACCGCCAACCUGUCGGCCAGCUCCAGCACCCUCGCCUACGACCGGGAGUUCCUGCGGACCCUGCCCGGGCUCCUCAUGGUGACCGAGAUCGUAUUGGGGCUGCUGGUGUGGACCCUGAUUGCUGGAACAGAAUACUUCCUAUAUCCAGCCUUUGGCUGGGUGAUGUUUGUGGCUGUGUUUUACUGGGUUCUCACCGUCUUCUUUCUGAUCAUCUACAUGACAAUGACCUACACCAGGAUCCCCCAGGUGCCAUGGACCACAGUGGGUUUGUGUUUUAAUGGCAGUGCCUUCGUUUUGUACCUCAUUGCUGCUAUUGUAGAUGCAUCUUCAGUUACCAAAGAACUGGACAGUCACAAUUACAACAGCUGGGCAGCUUCUUCAUUCUUUGCCUUCGUGGUUACCUCCUGCUAUGCUGGAAAUACCUAUUUUAGCUUUAUAUCUUGGCGAUCACGAACAUUGCAGUAAAUAUUUCAUUAAAGUGCUUUCUGUAGUAUAAAACAUCUUGAGGAUUACACUCUUGACAAAAGCUUGGAAGAAGGAUAAGGUCUUUUUGAAUGCUUCUGCUAGGAUAUAUGUUAAACUGAGAUUAAAUGAAUAUUUAUAAUACAAUUCCAUCUUUAGAGACAUCUAACGCUGACUUUGUACUGUACAAUAAAAUUUCAUACUGCUUCCUUUAGAAUUAACAUGGUAUUUUUCUAGACAUUGUAUAGAUGAUAUUACUGAAGUUUUAAUAAAGCUUGCUCAGACAAUGUGCCAAUUUUGUAAAUGUAACUUUUAAAAUGUUACAGGUAUACUUUUGAUACUGACUGCUACAAAUCAAAACUAAGAUUGAUACUGUCUUAUUAUUAUGUAUAAAAAGUGACAUUGUGAAGAAAAAACCCACCCAAAACUUUAAAAAUAAAUAAA